Molecule: messenger RNA, 369 nt
Organism: Colletotrichum tamarilloi
Lineage: Eukaryota; Fungi; Ascomycota; Sordariomycetes; Glomerellales; Glomerellaceae
Exons: 1
Coding region: 1-369 (122 amino acids)
Source: RefSeq, a predicted model, not a curated record
AUGCCAAAUAUUCUAGACGAAUCCCACCGUGUUAAGCGUGGGACUCUUCUGCUUCGACGACGAAUUAGUCUCGCCCUAGCUCCCCGGCCCGCACCACCCAACCGCCCCAUCAGGCGAUCCAGAAAUUCUUCAACUGCCGAAAGCAGACACCAGCAUCACAGACCAUGGGCUUUUUCCAAGGUUCUAUAUCCUAGCUCCCGGUCUCGCGGCGACGAACGUUUGUCAGGUGGAAACAUGACACGCCCGUGCUUGGGAGAAAGGGGAACUUGGGCGAACAUGGGAGAGGCCUCUUCCGCCCCCGGCAGGCGGGAUGUGGAGGGAGACACACACCCACUUUGCCCAGAGACAGUAUCGUACACUCGUGUCUGA